AUGCCUCCCUACAAUCUCCGCCGUUCUCCAGAGAAGUCUCGCAAACUUAAGGAGGCUGACGAGAAGACCACUGAAGCUUCCACCCAGAAGUCAGCAAGAUUUGUGAGGAAGGCCUCAAUCAGUUCAAUAAGCACUGUCAGUGACCAGCCGCCGAAAGCUCCGAACUUUCAGACUCUUGAGAUGCUAGGACAGAUGCAACCAUCCCGAGAGCCUCGAGCACGCGACUUCACCGGAUUCCGCGAGGUUGUUAGAUCCCAGGAUGUUGACGACACCGCACAAGGCGUGGAAAAUACUACGGCAACAGAUGAAGAUGACAGCUACGCCACCGUCCUAGAAGCUCAGGGCCCCAGCGCGGGGAACGAGAAACGCCGGGCAACAAACCCAAAUAUAUCUUUCAUGGACAUCGACAGGACGGAUUUUAGCAUGGUAGAUGCUGACGCAUCUACCCCGAGGAGGAAGAUUGACUCCCCUGCCAUCGAGGCCACCGCCGCGAACGACGAUGAGGAAGACCAAUCCAUAUCAUUAGGACAGCUGACACUUUCCGACACCGAAUGCGGUCUGCAUUGCAGCGACGAGGAAGCUGCUCGCCUCCACGCAGAAGCUCCAGACGCGGCGCUAGUGCAACGACAUAGUAUCUUAGAGGAUCUCGAGCGCCUGUAUGAAAAACAGUUGAUCAAGGCAGCCAACGAUGUCGGUUAUAAGCCAUCCCUUAACCAGACUGCCACCGAUCAGUUAAGGUACUUAGAGAGCAUGAAGUACCAAGACCUCGAACUGCGCGGCUUAGACCCUAACUUCGUGGAGGAUCAGCUGAAGUGGGCUAAGUGGGCAGCCAAAGCUGCAGAUGCUGGACUCUUUCAUCGUCCGGACGAGCGAUGUGGAUCGCUCCGAGAGCAGGUCGAGCGGGCUUGUGCGAGUGAGAGCGAGGAGAGGCAGCGGACAGAUUUUCCGAGAUAG
Molecule: messenger RNA, 954 nt
Organism: Mytilinidion resinicola
Lineage: Eukaryota; Fungi; Ascomycota; Dothideomycetes; Mytilinidiales; Mytilinidiaceae
Exons: 3
Coding region: 1-954 (317 amino acids)
Source: RefSeq, a predicted model, not a curated record